AUGUCAACACAACACCACGAAGAAUCCUCAACAAUGCCAAUGUCAACUGCCACCUCAGCUGCCAAAUGUCAACACGUGCCAACAACCACCCCAUUCCCUCCUCCAUUCCUAAUCAACAAUUCAAAUGCAAACAAUAACAUGAUCAAGCCUUCCACAACCGUACUGAUGGACUCUCCCUUCUCCUCUCUCUACACCACCAAUAGUUAUUCUUCAAGCUUGCAAAAUCAACCUUUCAACACAUCUUAUUCCUCAUUUCCUUCUCAAAACUACUAUUCAUCAUCAAUUUCUUCAAUGGGAGAACCAUCCAGUAGACUAAAUCCAUACUACGAUCAAACCAUUGGCACUUUACACACUGCCACUAAUCAUUUUGUAAAUAAUAAUAACAACAACACAAAUGUUGACUCGAGUGCUCAAAAUUCUUCAACCACUCCUAUGGGUCAACCACAACAGUUAUUUCCAACCAAUACGAUCAUGUAUAACAACAACAACAACAACAAUACAUCAUUGAAUCCAAACAGCAAAUCACAGCAAGGUAAUGCGCCUUCUUUGAACACUGCUGUGGGUGGUGAUUGGAGUCCAUCUGUCACUCAUCUCCCAAAUAUGUCGACUCCAAUCAAAACAGUCGCGAGCCUCAAUAAGAACAUACCAAUGCUUCAAACCAACCUCAAAAGGCCAUCCAAUUCGAUUCAACAACAACAGCAACCAUUUGGAAAUGAUGUCUCCACAACUGACAGCCAAUCCUCUCCUCCUCCUGUCACCACUCAAACCUCCUCCAAUCGAAACUUACCAAAAGACGCAGUUGCAAUCCUCAAAAGUUGGUUUUUCGAUCAUCAAGCUCAUCCCUAUCCAACUGAAGAAGAAAAAGCCAUGCUCUGUGAAAAAACAGGUCUCUCCCAUAAACGUAUCAAUUAUUGGUUCAUUAAUGCUCGGAGAAGAUUAUUACCAAAUUUGAAGAAGGAGGAAAAGAAAGCCAAGUCAGUCACGUCCAUUCCAAAAAGAAAGAGAAGAUUGGAUGAAUCUUCUCGAAAUAGAUCACAUCGUCAUCAGCCAUCGUCGAGUUUCAUUACUCGUUCCAUGUCGGAUGGAGCCGAUGAAAUGGAUGUACAUGUUCAAGAUUUGGGUGAGGAAAAUAAUUGGGUGGUGGAAUGUCUAUUGGAGCUCUCUAAGAAUGACUAUUAA
Naegleria lovaniensis is the source of this 1179-nucleotide messenger RNA. RefSeq lists its product as uncharacterized. The record is from RefSeq and is a predicted model, not a curated record. Gene Ontology annotation, biological process: regulation of DNA-templated transcription. The transcript has a single exon. The coding region runs from base 1 to 1179 and encodes 392 amino acids. Lineage: Eukaryota; Heterolobosea; Eutetramitea; Acrasida; Naegleriidae. Gene Ontology annotation, molecular function: DNA binding.